AAAGAAGGUAACUAAUUUGGGAACUAGUCUCCGUAGGGGCUUUGCCUCCGACUCAGGGAGGCCGCACGCCCGGGACCUGACGCGCCGGCAACAAGCAGGCGGCCUGGCAGCCGCCCGUCACCGGGUCCUCGCAGCGCGUCCGUCGCGCUCCGGCUCCCCGCACGGAUCGGCGCCGCUCCGGCCCCGCACUCCGCCAGGCCCGCGGCCCGUCGCCCUCCAGCCUGGGCCAAAGUUGCGCAAAUAGCCCCACAACUGGCAAAUACUUACCGGCCGCAACAGGAACCAGAGCUGCGGAGAUUUUAGGGAGUUUAAGGCAAAUCAGCCGCGGGAAAGGCGGGCGGAGGCGAAGGGGCCGCGAGCUGCAGUGGCGGCGGCGCGCAGCGCUCGGCGCUCGGGCUGGGCUGCGCGGAGAGACUCUGGCUCUGCCAGGGACUGUGCUGCAACAAAGGACUUCCGCUGCCGCACAGCCGCGCCUGCCGCACCGCACUGAGCCGGCCCCGCUUACGCGGCGACUCCGGGUCUGCCCACCAGUUCGCUGCGGCGUCCGCCAGCCUUCCCCUCCCUCUCGCCCGCCCACCCACUCUGCCGCUGGCUGCUAGGGGCACCCGCGGUCGCCUGUUUGUUGCAACAAGUUUCUGCGUCGAGCUCCGAGGAGGCUGGCGCAACCCGCACCGCGGGGGCCGUCGCGGCGGCGGCGGCUUGACCACCCCUCUUGCCCCUCUCAAGGCUUGACCCAUCUUAUCACCGUCUUCUCUGGCACUCAGUAUUUGGAGUAAUCAGGUGUUACCAGUUGCGGAGGCAGCGCAUAGCACAACGUAGUACCUGGAACCUGACGGCACCUAGCAUGUUUCAACAGUUAGCGCCCGCAUCACCCCAAGGGAUUAAAUUUGGCAUUCUUUCUCUUGAGACUCAAGUCCUGGCAGAGCUGUUGAUCCUCUCACAAGAUUCUGUCAUAGAAGACACCAGGCCUGAAGAGCGUGAUGUAGCUGGAGCUAGCUACACCUCUUGAUAGCUAAGACUCCAAGGCUCCAGACACCUUGGUGAUUGCACUCUCCACCAUGCCAGGACCGCAGUGCCAGUUUACCCCACUCACCUGUAGAGAAUGUAUCCGGCGGAGGUCAUUAUAUAUACUUGGCUUGAUUCAGGUUAUGGAGAAGUCAGGCAUGGCCACUGUGUGGGUUUGAUAGUAUUUCUAGGUGAGAUGGAGUUUCACUCUUGUUGCCCAGACUGGAGUGCAAUGACACAAUCUCAGCUCACCACAACCUCUGCCUCCUGGGUUCAAGCGAUUCUCCCGCCUCAGCCUCCCGAGUAGCCGGGAUUAUAGAACCACAAUGGACACUGCCAGCCAUAGCCUUGUUCUCCUCCAGCAGCUGAACAUGCAGCGAGAAUUUGGUUUUCUGUGUGAUUGCACAGUUGCAAUUGGAGAUGUUUACUUCAAAGCCCACAGAGCGGUGCUUGCUGCUUUUUCUAACUAUUUCAAGAUGAUAUUUAUUCACCAAACAAGUGAAUGCAUAAAAAUACAACCAACUGACAUCCAACCUGACAUAUUCAGCUAUUUGUUGCACAUUAUGUACACGGGGAAAGGGCCAAAACAGAUUGUGGAUCAUAGUCGUUUGGAGGAAGGGAUUCGAUUUCUUCACGCCGACUACCUUUCUCACAUUGCAACUGAAAUGAAUCAAGUGUUCUCACCAGAGACUGUGCAGUCCUCAAAUUUAUAUGGCAUUCAGAUCUCAACAACCCAAAAAACAGUUGUCAAACAAGGACUGGAGGUCAAAGAAGCUCCUUCCAGUAACAGUGGAAACAGAGCUGCUGUCCAGGGUGACCACCCCCAGUUGCAGUUGUCUCUUGCUAUUGGUCUGGAUGAUGGCACUGCAGACCAGCAGAGGGCCUGUCCUGCCACCCAGGCCCUGGAGGAGCACCAGAAGCCCCCAGUUUCCAUCAAGCAGGAGAGAUGUGACCCAGAAUCUGUGAUCUCCCAGAGCCACCCCUCACCCUCAUCAGAGGUGACAGGCCCCACUUUUACUGAAAACAGUAUCAAAAUACACUUAUGCCAUUACUGUGGGGAACGUUUUGAUUCCCGUAGUAACCUAAGGCAACAUCUCCAUACACAUGUGUCUGGAUCCCUGCCAUUCGGUGUCCCUGCUUCCAUUCUGGAAAGUAAUGACCUUGGUGAAGUGCAUCCCCUUAAUGAAAACAGCGAGGCCCUUGAAUGCCGCAGGCUCAGCUCCUUCAUUGUUAAGGAGAAUGAACAGCAGCCAGACCACACCAACCGGGGUACCACAGAGCCUUUGCAGAUCAGUCAAGUAUCUUUGAUCUCCAAAGACACAGAGCCAGUAGAAUUAAACUGUAAUUUUUCUUUUUCAAGGAAAAGAAAAAUGAGCUGUACCAUCUGUGGUCAUAAAUUCCCUCGAAAGAGCCAAUUGUUGGAACACAUGUAUACACACAAAGGUAAAUCUUACAGAUAUAACCGAUGCCAAAGGUUUGGUAAUGCAUUGGCCCAGAGAUUUCAGCCAUACUGUGACAGCUGGUCUGAUGUCUCCCUGAAAAGUUCUCGCUUGUCACAAGAACACUUAGACUUGCCUUGUGCCUUAGAGUCAGAGCUCACACAAGAAAAUGUGGAUACUAUCCUAGUUGAGUAGCAGCUUCUCUUUCAGAAUUUUUAUACCAAUUCUGAAAAAGAAAAUUUGCGUGGCAUUUUUUAUUCAUAAAUUAUUUUCCUCCUCAAGUUUCAUUGACUUUUUUUCUUCACAGCUUAUGCAUGGUUUUAAGGUUGUAUAUAUUAGAUCUUCUCAUAAGACAUAUUAAUAUGUGGCUAUUAAAAUGUAACAUUCAAUUACUACUGUGAACUUUUCACAAACGAAAUAACAGUUUAGAAAUCAGAAAUCAAUGUAGAAAUAUGGAAACUUUAAAUAGUUAUUUAUAGAAUUUCUAAGUUUUUCCAGUUAUAGAAUCAGUAAAAUCAAAUUGAAUAUAAAGUAAAUGAAAUCUGUUUUAAAGCAUAUUCUAAACUAUCACUUCUGCCUACAUUUCACAUGAAUUCACUCCUACCAGGAUUAUUUUUAAAUAUUUUCUUCCAUAUAGGAAAUUAAUAGUUACUUUAAUGCAUAACUGUAUGUUAUACAUAUGUUAUAAUGUAUAAAAAUUUAUUUUAAGAUAUACCAAAUCAUGAGUAGUUUUAUUUUUUAACUACUAGCUCCACAACAUCUUACCUACAUGGCUUCUCUUUACUUUUUAACAUUGAGUAUACCUCUUUUUUUUUUUGAGACAGAGUCUCUCUGUGUCGCCCAGGCUGGGGCGCAGUGGCGCGAUCUCGGCUCACUGCAAGCUCUGCCUCCCGGGUUCACGCCAUUCUCCUGCCUCAGCCUCCCAAGUAGCUGGGACUACAGGCGCCCGCCACCACGCCCAGCUAAUUUUUUUGUAUUUUUUUAGUAGAGACGGGGUUUCACCGUGUUAGCCAGGAUGGUCUCGAUCUCCUGACCUCGUCAUCUGCCCGCCUUGGCCUCCCAAAGUGCUGGGAUUACAGAUGUGGUAUAUCUCAUUUUUAAUUAAAAAAACAGUUAAAGGGAGAAGAGUCAGAGAGACAUUAAAAAAUAUUUAAGAAACAGUAAGAUAUACACACAUAGAUAAAUAAGCAUGCAGAGACAGAGACUGAGCUAGAACUGCAUUGACUAAAAACCCCAGGGUUGUUAACUUGGUCUAGAGUGUUUUCUUAGACACCUUAAAAAGUAAUUUGAGAUUUUUAUGACCAGAGGUUUACAUGAGUUGAAAGAGAAUGAUGAUAAAAUAUAAAUCAUGUUUCU
Molecule: messenger RNA, 3800 nt
Organism: Pan troglodytes (chimpanzee)
Lineage: Eukaryota; Metazoa; Chordata; Mammalia; Primates; Hominidae
Gene: ZBTB25
Product: zinc finger and BTB domain containing 25
Exons: 6
Coding region: 1332-2639 (435 amino acids)
Biological process (GO): regulation of transcription by RNA polymerase II
Cellular component (GO): nucleus
Molecular function (GO): protein binding; DNA-binding transcription factor activity, RNA polymerase II-specific; RNA polymerase II cis-regulatory region sequence-specific DNA binding
Source: RefSeq, a predicted model, not a curated record